This is a messenger RNA of Lindgomyces ingoldianus, 2223 nucleotides long. RefSeq lists its product as uncharacterized. The record is from RefSeq and is a predicted model, not a curated record. Bases 1 to 2223 code for a protein of 740 amino acids. NCBI's taxonomy places the organism in Eukaryota, Fungi, Ascomycota, Dothideomycetes, Pleosporales, Lindgomycetaceae. The transcript is spliced from 6 exons.
AUGACCUACAACAACUUUUCGCCUAAUGGCGGCAUCGGCCUUCCAGGCGCCGGCUUUGCUUCCCGCGGUAAAGGCGCGUCCUUGAAGCGCCUGAGUGUUGCCUCUCCUCCCAAGGUUUCCUCCAUCGCCGAAAACUCGGUCGAGAUUCCGACUCCGCGUACCAGUCGGUCCCACCUCCUUGCUGGACUCCGCACCGCCCCCAAGACUCCAACAUCCGCCCAGCCACCUGCCUCGGCUCCUUAUACGCAGGGCCAGCACGGCUUUGGCAUGGACCCAGGACGGUAUGCGAGGCAGAGCUACAAUGGCAUGAACCACGGCAUCCCCCAAACUGCUAUUGGAUCUGGCUUUUCCGGCAAUAACCGGGCCCCGUAUGCCCAACAGCCCCAGGCCCUCUAUGACCAGGUUUUGGCUCCUCCUCCAGUUCAAUUUGACGAUGCGGACAUUGACCCCAACGUUGCUGCACAGCUGUUGGCUGCCGAGCUGUAUCUCGCGCAGAGGCAGCAACAUCUCCAGCAGCAGCUCUUGAACCUCACAGCCCAGCAAUUUGGGGGAAUGAACCUGAAUGCCAGUGGAGUGCAACAACAGUCGCAGCCGUUUCCAUCGACCCCAUAUACACCGCAACUUAACGCUUAUGGACAGCAAUACCAGAACACUUCGAUGCCACAGGAGACUGGACAACCUGGCGUAUACCUCGCUUACAACCAGCUGACUGGCCAGUACAAUUAUGUCUUGGACCAGAACUUCCAGCAGAACCAGCAGCAGAACGGCGGUGAUAUUCGCACACAGAUGGCCACUUCAAACCUGUCGCACUCGCCGCCUCCGCCAACCCCCAGCUUUACCUCUUCUCCACCCAAGGUCGAUACACCCAUUUUCCAGGUGUCUCCUCCUAAUGAGAUCAACCCGAGCCCGUGGAGUUCCCGCAGCUCGUCUCCACCGAAGAAGUCGGCGUCACCUCCCCAGGACGUCGUCCCUCUCCCGCCUCCAUCUGCGAACGCUUUCCGCCGUGGCCACAAGAAGACCCUAUCUUCGCUUGCGGUAGACGGAAAGAUGAGCGAGACCCCUGAGGGUCCAAAGUCUGCAUUUGUUCGACCCGUGGGAUUCCCGUCGACUCCGAGCAGUGGUACAUUUGGCCCCGGCCAGGCUCGUGCCGGCGAGCACCCUAUGCGCCAACCUCGAGGACCACCUGCUCUUGAGGAACUUCAAGCCAGUCCAACCACCAAGCAUGAAGGCAGCAAGAACUUUGCUACCCGCCAGCGCCGACGAGCCGUUCACAAUCUUGUCCGUGCUGGAAUCGAGCGCCGCGGUGUUCGAUCUGGCAGUGCGGGAAGCAUGACCCCGGUGAGCGAGACUGAGAUGUCUUUCCCCACUGGUUCCGACAACGACUCGGAUAGCGUUCACAGUGCCGGAAGUGGAAGCCUCUCAGGAAAGCCCAGCAUCGGAAGCCUUCGUGCAGCCGCCAAUGGUGCCAUCGGUUCAGAGAGGAAGGAAAUGAAGGAGCGGUCCCGUGACCGAACCUCCACCAAUGGCUCAUAUACCGCAAACAGUGUGAGCAGCGAGGAAGGCUCUGGAGCCCCAGCAGAUGUCAGGCGAACGCCGAAAUAUGCCAAUGCUCGUGCUCACCAGUGCCGAAAAGCGAAAGAGCUCGAUAUUUUAGAGAAUAUCGACGAAGCAAUAGAGGAAACGGGUUCCUCAAUUGUGUAUAUUGCGUGGCGUUGUUCCUCACGUCGCGAUGUUUACGGCUACUCACGACUCGACAUUUUCCUUGCUUGUUUCUGGUCUUACCGUCGCGCAAAGCUGGUUGGUUGCAUUUGGGUGGGUUUAGCAGUGGUCAUAUUUUUCACGAUUACUUCACUUCUUCGCCCCCCUAGUCCUUUCUGUGAUAUGUCCUGUUGGUUUUUGGUACACAUGGGACGUAUUCCAGGGAGGGUUGGAGAGGCUCCACUUUUGGCAGUUCUCUGUUCUUUACAUCCUUUUCUUCCCUUGCAUGCGGAUGCGGUAUCUGGCUUUUCUCCGUUUCUUCUCAUCAUCAUUGUUCGUUCAAAGAAUGGAAACACAACAACACACGAACAGAACCAUAUCCUUCAAGCAAUUGGGGCUUUUUGGAAGGCCGGAUUACAAGAUCAACGAACCUCAAGAGCCUGUGGCUGGUGGUUCCUUGCAUUCCCUUGGUUGUAUUUUGGUAUGGGUGGAUAUGAGGCUGAAAAAUGGUGGACGAUCGAUUGA